Messenger RNA from Eubalaena glacialis (North Atlantic right whale), 2530 nucleotides. It is a transcript of the gene B3GALNT1, whose product is annotated as beta-1,3-N-acetylgalactosaminyltransferase 1 (globoside blood group). Gene Ontology annotation, molecular function: N-acetyl-beta-D-glucosaminide beta-(1,3)-galactosyltransferase activity. Lineage: Eukaryota; Metazoa; Chordata; Mammalia; Artiodactyla; Balaenidae. Gene Ontology annotation, cellular component: membrane. The transcript has 5 exons. The record is from RefSeq and is a predicted model, not a curated record. Bases 478 to 1473 code for a protein of 331 amino acids.
GGACCUGCUCCGCUCGCUACGCGCGCUCCUCCGGGACACCGAGGCCCGGGCGGCUGGGCCGGGAGGGGGGCAGGGUGGCGCCGCCCACUCCUCCGGCUCUCUCCCGGGCGCGGCCAGGGUUGAGCCGCGAGCGGCCGCGCCCAGGGGCUUGGGGCUCCGCAACUAUCCGCUCCCCCACCGGAGGUAAGGAAGAUUUGAGUUUGCAGUCUUCAACUGGGAACAGCUUUGUGUUUUAGCUUUCCCCAGGCGGCUUAGACAGAGUAGUGCACAGCAAAUCUUUUAAUUAAAGCAUGGAAUACGGAAAACAAAAAACUUCAGCUAGUGCUUUAGUCUCAUCUGAAAUGCUACAGAAAUUUCAAGCACUAUUUUUGACUACUACUUGCUACUGAAUGUUCAGUUGAUGAAAUUGAAGGUCUUUCACUCAGAAGAAAUAAAUCAAGAAGAACCCGAGGCUCGCGUGCUCCUGAGUUGCUGUGAAUGGCCCCGGCACGCCUGACCACCCUUCCGGGUAGGAUGUCACUGAGAUCCCUGAAAUGGAGCCUCCUGCUGCUGUCGCUCCUGAGCUUCCUGGUGAUGUGGUACCUCAGUCUUCCCCACUACAAUGUGGUAGAACGCGUGAACUGGAUGUACUUCUAUGAGUAUGAGCCCCUUUACAGACAAGACUUCCGCUUCACACUUCGAGAGCAUUCGAACUGCUCUCAUCAAAACCCAUUUCUGGUCAUCCUGGUGACCUCACACCCCUCGGAUGUGAAAGCCAGACAGGCCAUUAGAGUUACUUGGGGUGAAAAGAAGUCUUGGUGGGGAUAUGAGGUUCUUAUAUUUUUCUUAUUAGGCCAACAGGCUGAAAGGGAAGACAAAGUGUUAGCAUUAUCCUUAGAGGAUGAACACCUCCUUUAUGGCGACAUAAUACGACAAGAUUUUUUAGACACGUACAAUAACCUGACCUUGAAAACAAUCAUGGCAUUUAGGUGGGUAACUGAGUUUUGCCCCAACGCCAGGUACAUCAUGAAGACAGACACUGAUGUUUUCAUCAAUACUGGCAAUUUAGUGAAGUAUCUUUUAAAUUUAAACCACUCAGAAAAGUUUUUCACAGGUUAUCCUCUAAUUGAUAAUUAUUCUUAUAGAGGAUUUUACCAAAAAACCCAUAUUUCAUACCAGGAGUAUCCCUUCAAGGUGUUUCCUCCCUACUGCAGUGGGUUGGGUUAUAUAAUGUCCAGAGAUUUGGUGCCAAGAAUCUAUGAAAUGAUGAGUCACGUAAAACCCAUCAAGUUUGAAGAUGUUUAUGUUGGGAUCUGUUUGAAUUUAUUAAAAGUGGACAUUCAUAUUCCGGAAGACACCAACCUUUUCUUUUUAUAUAGGAUCCAUUUGGAUGUCUGUCAACUCAGACGCAUGAUUGCAGCCCAUGGCUUUUCUUCCAAGGAAAUUAUCACAUUUUGGCAGGUUAUGCUAAGGAACACCACAUGCCAUUAUUAAUUUGACAUUCUACCCAAAGCCUAGAGAAGGGAGGGAUACUUUGUGGAAAACGUUAAAGUUAGACUAUGAAAUCUCCAAUGGAAAACUCAUGGGAAGGUCACUGUGUGGCUUACACAGAACUGAAACUCAUGAAGAGGCUAUAGGCUGGAGACUGGAGGGUUGUACUUGAUCUGUGGUUUAUUUUGACAACAAUCAAGUCAGGCCUUUUAAAGAUGAUAUUCAGAGGAAUUAAACAUCUUAUAAAGGAAUGGGAGGUUUUUGUUAAUAAAACUCAUAGGACCAAACAAUUUGAACGUGUCAUUCUGUAGAUUAAAACUUCUUAAAUGGGUUUCAUUGAAUUAUAAACUCGUUUGUCCAUAACAACAAAGCAGUGUGGAGUAUUAUUCAUUGAACAAUCUAGUCAGUUCAGGGUUUUGUGUAUAUCUUACAUGGAUUACAGUUUUUUUAAAUAUAUAGUUCUGUGUAAAACAACUGAAGUUAUACUGAACAAAAUUUCAUCUCUUUUUGGUCAUUUGGAAGAUACUUCAGGAUGUUGCAGUAUUUCAGUUAUCAAUUAUUAUUUAAUAUUACUUAAAGUUUUGCACUUUUAUGGGUGUUUGAAUGUUAUGGUUGUUUCAGUACUGUAUAAACAGAAUAGUGAAAACUCACUCUUUAUAUUUAAACUUCUUUUCCAGUUACUUCACUGAUGAGUUUAUUAUGAAUAGCUCCGUUAAUGUGUAGAUAUUGGUCAUUAUUGCAUAUCAGUAAUCUCUUGAACUUUGAUAAAUAUUUCUUCGUGGUAAUAUAGAGAAGAAUUAAAGCAAGAAGAUCUGAAUUAUUGUCUUGUUUUUAAAAAUAUAAUCCCUGGUGUUUUUAGAUGUCACUUCAUCUGUCUCAUUGUUCCACCUGGAAAUUAGGAGUAAUGUAGAAUGCCAGGCAGCAUGUUUCCUUUUGGAAAGGACUCUGAAGGCAAAAAGAAAAGAGAGAACGUGAUGGCCAGAAUAUUAUGAAAGGAGUGUCAUAUUUCAGUGCUUGAGCUGGAAAGAGAAGACUAAAGAUUCAAGUUGCAUUGUUAACU